This is a messenger RNA of Ambispora gerdemannii, 285 nucleotides long. Lineage: Eukaryota; Fungi; Glomeromycota; Glomeromycetes; Archaeosporales; Ambisporaceae. The record is from the annotation of a GenBank genome assembly.
CUUGAAUUAUUAAAACAAUAUAUUACUGAACUUAAAGUUGAGAAUAUAGAUCUUAGAAGAAAAUUUUUAAUGUUUGAUGCUGAAAUAGCUGAACUUAAGUAUAGGAAUAUUGAGUUUUUAAGAACAAAUAAGAAAUAUAAUAAGAGACAUGAUGUCAAGAUAAAGAAAUUGAAGCAGAAAAAUGCAAAGCUUAAAAUUAGACUUGCAGUAAUGAAAAAGAGUUUUAUGAUAAUGGAUGAACAAUCACAAAAUGAUAAGGAAGCAAUAUUAGAGAUGUUAUCAGAA